AUGUCGACAGAGGCAGAUUCCAGACUGGAAUUCCUGUGCAUUGUGCCCGACAAGCCGGGCGUGAAUGCGCGGAGAAUCGAGGUUCGACCAACUCACGUCAAGAACCUUACUCCGCUGAUUGAGUCCAAAUCCCUUCUCGCUGGCGGAGCCAUGUUCGUCGAUAAACACCCUGCUCCCGGCGAAACGCCGCAAUUCCGAGGCAGCGCGGUUAUCAUUCAGGCAUCGUCGCCCAAGGAGGUGCUCGAGAUUCUGAGCAAGGAUAUCUAUGUUGAGACAGGCGUGUGGGAUUUGGAUAAUGUGCAGAUUAUUCCGUAUAAAUCGGCGGUGCGGUUGGGUAUGUAA
This is a messenger RNA of Talaromyces rugulosus, 342 nucleotides long. RefSeq lists its product as uncharacterized. The transcript has 4 exons. Bases 1 to 342 code for a protein of 113 amino acids. The record is from RefSeq and is a predicted model, not a curated record. NCBI's taxonomy places the organism in Eukaryota, Fungi, Ascomycota, Eurotiomycetes, Eurotiales, Trichocomaceae.